ACCCCUCGGCUCCACCCCAACCCGCCAUGGCGUCAGGCGCCGCGGCUCCGGGGAGGUGGGUCCCACUUUAAGAAGUGAAGUUUGUCGCCCCCUCCCCCUCCCCGGCCACCUCCUGCGGCCUCCCGCGCCCCGCCGGCGGGGCGGAUGGAGCUGCGCUGCGGCGGAGUGGGGAGCCAGGCGGUGGGGCGCAGAAUGGAUGGGGACGGCCGAGAUGGCGGCGGCUGCAAGGACGCGGGGUCGGAGGACUACGAGAACCUGCCGACCAGCGUCUCCUUAUCCACCCACAUGACAGCCGGGGCGAUGGCCGGGAUCCUGGAGCACUCGGUCAUGUACCCGAUCGACUCGGUGAAGACACGAAUGCAGAGUUUGCAUCCGGAUCCCAAAGCCCAGUACACAAGCAUCUACGGAGCCCUCAAGAAGAUCAUGCGGACUGAAGGCUUCUGGAGACCCUUACGGGGCCUCAACGUGAUGAUGAUGGGUGCGGGGCCGGCCCACGCCAUGUAUUUUGCCUGCUAUGAAAACAUGAAAAGGACUUUAAAUGCUGUUUUCCACCACCAAGGAAACAGCCACCUAGCCAACGGAAUAGCUGGGAGUAUGGCCACCCUGCUCCAUGAUGCGGUAAUGAAUCCAGCAGAAGUUGUGAAACAGCGCCUACAGAUGUACAACUCACCUCACCGCUCGGCCCUCAGCUGCAUCUGGACAGUUUGGAGGACUGAGGGCUUAAAGGCCUUCUACCGGAGCUAUACCACACAGCUGACCAUGAACAUUCCCUUCCAGUCCAUCCACUUCAUCACCUAUGAGUUCCUGCAGGAACAGGUGAACCCUCACCGGGGCUACAACCCCCAGUCCCACAUCAUCUCAGGAGGACUAGCUGGGGCACUAGCUGCAGCUGCCACCACCCCCCUGGACGUGUGCAAGACACUUCUCAAUACCCAGGAGAACAUGGCCCUCAGUCUGGCCAAUAUCAGCGGCCGGCUGUCUGGCAUGGUCAACGCCUUCCGGACCGUGUACCAGCUCAACGGACUGCCCGGCUACUUCAAGGGCAUCCAGGCUCGAGUUAUCUACCAGAUGCCCUCCACUGCCAUCUCCUGGUCUGUCUAUGAGUUCUUCAAGUACUUCCUCACCAAGCGAGAACUGGAGAGUCGAACUCCAUACUAACGGAACAGGCUGUGGGAAGGGGUUCCAAAAUCUUGUCUUUUCAGGAGGCUUUCCCCUACCUGCUCCUUCCCCUCACCCUCAUGCCAAAAUUACAGGGUGUUUUCAGGGCGGGCCCUCUGCUCUCUGACACCUUAGGGAGAGAGGAGAAUGGGAUGGGUCAGGGUCAGCCAUUUCCAGGGGGCCGUCAUGGGACCAGCCCAGGUGGUAGUAGGUGGGCAAAGACUUUGGAAGGGGAGCGAGAAAUUGCUUUUUCUCCUCUUCUCCUGAGAGAGUACAAAUGUAGCUUUUCAGCUUCACUGUGACAGUCUCCUCCCCAGAACCAUAGAUCACACAGGAGGAAGGAAAAUGUGCAGUGACUGAAGACAUUAAAGAAAAAACAAUGCCUGUAAAAGUCCCAGUACAAUGCAUAAAAGAAAUGGAUAAUGUUUAUCUUUUAUUUUUCUACAUAGAAGUUUUUGGAUGUGUGUGUAUGUGUGUGUGUGUGUGCCAGUGUUAUAGUUGGGAAUAUGAAAUUUCUUUUCCUUUCUUUCUUUCUUUCUUUCUUUCUUUCUUUCUUUCUUUCUUUCUUUCUUUUUGUCUUCCAUUGGGUUAGGUUAAAAAGGCCGUGAAGUAAUCAGUUACUGCAUACGGCCUAACAUUGUUUUGAAACCCCUGAUGGAAGUUCUUACUUGAAUGUAAAAUAAUAAAGUUGGUAUUUUGAAUUUCUCUUUUCAUGGGGGGAGAUACAGGUACAUUAAAAAAAAAGUCAGAAUAAUUGUAUCUUAUUUCCAGUUACUUUUUUUUUCUCCUUUAGUCUACCUUCGUGUGCCUUUUCCCUUCCUUUCUGAGAAAAUCCCAGGACUAAGGGUUUUUAGCAUUUUCUGAGGUCCAGAACACACACAUACUCAUCUGGGAGCAGUGGCCCUCAGUAGAAUAAGACUGACUUCUUUCAACUACUAAAAGCUGUUUCUCUUCUGUGGGUCAGGGGAAUGUACACUCCCUGGAUAAGCACUUAAAGCCAUUGAGACUCCAACAUUUGGCUUCACAUCCAGUGGGCAGUUGGGAGAAAUCCUACCUUGAACCUAGGACUUCCUUUUGCAUUAGCCUUUUGAUGCAGGCACUCAGGUAUUCUUGACUCUGUGAAUGUGUGUGGACAAAAUCUUCUAACCUCCUGUUUUCUCUUGUAGUUUCAGACACUGAAAAACUUAUCAAGUGUAUCUGUGACAUUUUUCUGUCCUCCAACCCACCAUUUAACUCUUGACAUCCGUAUAUAGUACUAGGACUCAGAUCCUCUAUCCAGUCCAGUUGCUGAAAUUUGACCCUUCCUCAGACAUCAAGAUUCCCCUCUGGAGCCUUCUUCAGCCUCACUCAGUCUGCUGAAUAUGCAAGGCUGUGUGACUUUGUUGUCUGAAAUAAUGUAUCCAGGUCAGAUUACCACCAAAAGAAAAUGCAAGCCUGUUUCCUCUUGCCUCACCCUUCCAGGGGCUGCCAGAACUCUCCGUGGGAAGACACCGUGGCUUCACAGCUUCCUUUCUGAGCCAGUCUUUACAAAGGAAUAGGAAGCACGUGUGUGUGUGUGUGUGUGUGUGUGUGUGUGUGUUCUCAUUCUAGAAAAGCCUGGCCUGAAUGUUGGCCUUGACUCCCUGGCACCUUAACGUCAUUCAUGCAUAUGACUGAGGCACUAACCUGGCUGUUCCUGAUACUGUCACUUCUUGGGAAGGAUAUAGGUGACACUGGGUGGUAUUCAUCUCAGGAUCCUGCUCACAGUGCCUCCAAGAACACUCCUUGGUCUGGGGACUGGGGUGCCAUGUCAGGUAGCUUCCAUUUGUGUCUGUAAAUUGGGCUUAGCUCCUGGGCUGGGGCAUCUCAGGGCCUGCAGAGUCCCAUUUGGCCUACCUAAUCUGGUGGAAACCAGUUGCAUCCAGUUUAUGCCCUCCCCACCCCACCCCCAGAAGUGUUUAUAUCUGUUGUCCAAACAUGUCGUGCCUUCCUUUCAAAUCCUGUGAAUGGAGGAAAAGAAGCAUCUGACUUGACCCCCAAAAUGAGUCAACUAUACCCCCUUUCAUCCAUUUGGGAGAUGCCCCACUGCUGCAAUCUGUUCUUUAUUUCUUGGAGAGUUUUGUUUUCAAUGUAUUCAAGAAAGAAACUGGUCACCUCUCUGGAAAAACACCUUUGGUGGGGAAGGGGGAGAGUGGGAAGCAAAUUCUAAGGCUCUGUGGCCCCACAGUGGAAAGAUUUAUGACUGGGUAGGAAAGGGCACACCACUUGCUCUGCCUCACUGGGUUGUGGAGUGUUUCAGUGAGUCAUGUGUUCCAUGGAUGCUUUGGAGGUUGGGAAGCAAUAAAUGACUAUCAAAGGUUAUUCAUUUUGUGGAAGUGAGAAGCUUCCCUUCUGUAUGAUGUCUCUCUUUCUCUCUCUCUCUCUCUCUCUCUUUCUCUGCUGAAGCCUUUACAAGUGCUGCCCUCCAGUGGUCCUCUUGGGCUGUCUCUCCUGUAUGUUAUGCCAAUAGAUUUAUUUAUUUGAGGAGUGAUUGUGCCUGUUAACUGCCCACCUGCCAGAUGCACAGUGUAUGAGACAAGCAAGCCGGUGUGGCUUCAAGGCCUGGAGUCAAUAUCCUUGUUUUUGCCUCUCAGUUGUUCGCCGGCUCUUUGGGGGAAGGGGUUACGUGUGUUUCUGUGUGUGGCUCUGUCUUCUAUGCUGCUACAGUUGUGGCACUGGAGCUGGAGAAAUAAAGCUUUGCUCUGA
Erinaceus europaeus (western European hedgehog) is the source of this 3882-nucleotide messenger RNA. RefSeq names its product solute carrier family 25 member 37 (gene SLC25A37). Bases 145 to 1158 code for a protein of 337 amino acids. The record is from RefSeq and is a predicted model, not a curated record. Gene Ontology annotation, cellular component: mitochondrial membrane. Gene Ontology annotation, molecular function: ferrous iron transmembrane transporter activity. Gene Ontology annotation, biological process: iron import into the mitochondrion. NCBI's taxonomy places the organism in Eukaryota, Metazoa, Chordata, Mammalia, Eulipotyphla, Erinaceidae. The transcript is spliced from 4 exons.